Onychostoma macrolepis is the source of this 4121-nucleotide messenger RNA. It is a transcript of the gene gpr4, whose product is annotated as G protein-coupled receptor 4. Gene Ontology annotation, biological process: G protein-coupled receptor signaling pathway. Gene Ontology annotation, cellular component: membrane. The transcript has 2 exons. Lineage: Eukaryota; Metazoa; Chordata; Actinopteri; Cypriniformes; Cyprinidae. The record is from RefSeq and is a predicted model, not a curated record. Gene Ontology annotation, molecular function: G protein-coupled receptor activity. Bases 962 to 2056 code for a protein of 364 amino acids.
UGUCCAGGUAUUUCAUAUAGCCUAACGUUAGAUAGUUAACCAAAUUUUACAUUAUCAUAUUUAGUGAAGCUACAAUUUAGUGUGGACUCUGCAAAGAAGUGACGUCUUGGCAGGAACUGAUUUGGCUCCAUAAAACAAACGAUAAACGAAAAAAUGAAAAUGUUUUGAAACAAAGUUUCAUCAUAUCCAGAUGUCAGUCUUGGCAAUCCCAUCUCGAGCAGCCAGCCAAUAUUUCAAUGGGACGGUCAGUGUUGGAUAACGCGCGUCACACUUCUCCUCAACCUCCGUGAGCUGCUCACUUUCAGUUUGCGCUUUGCAACUUCGCGAGUGUCUCUCCGCUUGUCCGCUGGUGUGAUGAGAAAUACACUCUUUCACGGACUGCUUUCAUGUAGGUUAAAUUGUGGUCGAUGUUCGCCCGGAUCCUCAUUCAAAUGAGGGAAACGAGAGUUUUGUUUGGUUUGUCGCUGCGUGUGCGGUUUGGAGAUACAGAGAACAUCACCUCUAUCACAGGCAGUAUGAAUGUCGCUAUUACUAAAUGACCUGCGGGCACACUAUCAUAUGAAUAUUGUUGGACACACCAAAGAAGAUUAGUCAUUGGGCGACCUUCAGAGAUGGAAGUGACUGUUUCAUACUGCUAAAUAAAACCUUGACCCACCUGAAACCAGUCCAUGGUGAUCGUUUUACGAGGAUUAAUGGCAUGUUCUCUUGUGGGCACAUCUUUGACCUCUGACCUCUCCUAGACCUCUCCUAGCCAUGAAAUGUGGUAGAGACAUGUGACACAUCAGGCCCACCAUGCUAGAUCGUAGUGGGCAACAGUGUUACAGUCACAAUACAAUACAUGAAAGCUAAAAGGAAACCUCUUGACUUCCUAGUCUUAUUUUUAAACAUGGCUUGAGUUGGGACCGUAGAAGCCUCAGCCAAUUUCAAUGAUUAUAGCAGUUUCUGAGGAAGCGAAGAGAUCAUGUGUAACAUCUCAACCUCGUGCAAUGUUGACUCGAACAUAGACCAGUUCUUCCAGCCGGCGCUGUAUAUUAUUGUCAUCGUCCUUGGCUUCCCAACCAACUGCAUGGCCCUGUGGGCCGCAUACAUGCAGGUCAGACAGAAGAAUGAGUUGGGGGUCUACUUGAUGAACCUCUCGGUGGCUGACCUCUUGUAUAUAGCCACUUUGCCACUUUGGAUUGACUAUUUCGUCCACCAUGACAACUGGAUCCACGGUCAAGUGUCCUGCAAGCUGUUCGGUUUCAUCUUCUACACCAACAUCUAUGUCAGUAUUGCCUUCCUCUGCUGCAUAUCUGUGGAUCGUUACUUGGCAGUGGCUCAUCCCCUGAAAUUCGCUAAAGUCCGCAGGGUCAAAACAGCCUUGCUGGUUAGCGUUGUUGUGUGGGUAACAGAAAUAGUGGCCAACUCUGCACCUCUCUUCCAUGAUGAGCUUUUCAAGGACCGCUUCAACCACACCUUUUGCUUCGAGAAGUAUCCCAUGCAGGAUUGGGUGGCCGGGAUGAACCUUUACCGCACUUUUCUCGGUUUCUUGGCGCCUUGGGGAGUGAUGUUGGCUGCGUACAGAGGCAUCCUGAGAGCCGUGCGCAGUAACGUCUCCACCGAGCGCCAAGAGAAGGCCAAGAUCAAGAGGCUGGCCCUCAGUUUGAUCCUCAUUGUCCUCCUCUGCUUCGCUCCCUAUCACGUGCUCCUGUUGUGGCGCAGCGUGCUCUUCCUUAGCAACCCCUGCGAUUGCGGUGCUGAGGAGAACUUGUUUGGUGCUUAUCAUGUGACUCUAGCACUCACCAGCCUCAACUGCGUGGCGGACCCCAUCCUCUACUGCUUUGUCAACGAAGGGGCCCGUCAUGACGUGGGCCGGGCCCUAGCCACUCUCUUCGGUCUCUUCCAGCGGGGCCAAAGCCCAGAGACACUCAUGGGAGCGUCCAUCACCGUUGAGACGCCUCUGGCUAUGAAGAAGCCCGAUUUCUACAGUGAGGUCAAAACAAAUGCCUAUAAAACUGACAUUGAAGUGCUCAAAGACGAGUGCCUUCAAAUGACCAUUCUCAGUGUUAAAAAGUGAAGUUAAAUGUCGAUGUAACAUACAGCGGCCCCAUAAAGUGUGUGGACACUUAAGUGCACACUUUAAACUGAAUUUUUAAUGAAAUUAGCAAAAUAUUUAAACAAGUGGCAUCUGCAAAUGCUGCUUAAAAAUAAUUUCAGUUCCUGUGAGCUAUUUUGUCAGUGACAAAGCCCAAAAUAUACUUCGGUAUUGACGCGAAUGCUUACGAACACAGGCCCUCAACAUAUGCGCAUUGUGAAGAUUUGUCCUUGUCCAGUUUCUACGCUAGUUCUCUUCAGAAGUUAUGACUGAUAUAAUUGUCUUUGUACUUGUUUAAAUUAGAGUUGCAUGUAUCUCUUAACCUCCUCACACAAGUGCUUGUCAACGAGAGCGUCUGUUGUUGUUGCCGUCUCCAGUAGUUCGUUUUUCUGUUUGUUUCUGCUUUGACUGUUAAGCAACGGGCUGGGGGAGUGUUGCCACCUUGUGGACAAGCUAAUUACUGCAAAAAAAUCGAUAUGCAUGUGGGAGCUGUGCGCAUACAGUGUGUAUGUAUUAUGGUGAUGAAGUUAUGUAUCACAUUGAUUUUUAGUAGAUGUAUGAAGUUCUCCUCACUAACUUUUAACAACCAAAAAAAGUCAGAAUACUUUUUAUGUUAAUUUUGAACAAUAUUGUUUUUGUUUUACAAUUUAAUACCCAACAAACUUGUUUUUCUAUUUUUUUAAGCUUGAAAACUGUGCUUGUUUCUGUCUAUCUAAACAAUGCCACUUGAUUUGAUUUUGUUAUUUAAUGCAAUAACAUUCAGCAUUUAAUGUGGCUUAAUGGGAUAGUUCACAUAAAAAUUUAAAUUCUGUCUUCAUUUACUCACCGUCAUGUCGUUCCAAACCUUUCUUAGUAGAACACAAAAGAAGAUAGUAUUUAUAAUGUCUGUGUUUUGUUUUUUGUUUUGUUUUGUUUUUGUCCAUAAACUGAAAGUUAAUGCGAUCAAACAGGGUUAUUUUGGACCCCACUGACUUUCAUUACAAAAACAAAAUUUCAUGGGCAAAAUGUAAACAAUCUAAACAUUCCAUAUACUAUACUUUUGUGUCACAUUAAAAAUCACACACACACAUGUUUGGGACAGCAUAAUAGUGAUUAAAUAAUGACAGAAUUUCCAAUUUUGAGUGAACAAUCUCUUUAAGUGUAAUUACUUUUUGGGGCCGCUGUAUAAGGUGCACUUUCUGACGAUAACUAUACCAAUACCUAUGUGUACCUCAAGUUUUACCCAGAAAUACUGUCUAUGAUAAAAUCUUUAACUUGGAGAUGAGGAUUAAUCAACGUCAGCAAAAUACUGAUGUCAAAAUUCCCUUCUCCUUUUGAAUGUCUUAUAUGUACAUGCCUGCCAUUUGUCCGUUCUUUUAGAUUUUGCGGGAAAUGUACCCUACUAUCCCUAUUUUUAAAUUAUUGCUCGUUUUAAGCAAGCCCAAUUAUUUAUUUUCCCACUCUUGUCACAUCAAACACAAAUAUCGUCUGAGUUGUUUCAGGUGUCAUGUCUUAAUAUGCUUUUAAUACGCUGUAUAAAGUCUUCACAAGACUCUUUAACAAGAGGAGCGUGUUUCUGUCAGCUGUCUCUUGUUUGAUAUACUUUCUGUUCGGUGGCCCACAGAUACCCAAAAUGGAAACUGUUUUCCAAACAAUGGGCUUUGCUGUUGUUUACAAUUUUUUUCUUCAUUAGUUCUCCAGGUGCCCUAUUUCAGCCUACCAAACUAUAAGUCCUGAAUGUCAGCAGUGAGAAAGUGCAAUGUAAAAGAUUUGCUGUUAUGCCAAAAUAAAAUACAUGAUGUCGGUCGUUCUUCUGUUGUGUAGUUCUCAGCUCUUUUCUUUAGAUAGUUCUGAUAAAUUCUUUAUUUGGCAACAGAUGUUGUCAAAGGAAGCGAUAUGUAAAUAAAAAAGUGAAUGCUUAAUGACAUAAUUUGUGAUCAAGGGCAAUGGCCUAGGCUUUAUAACCUGAGUUUACACAUGUUGUUCAGUGGAAAAAACCUAUGCAACAUUAAAGAAAAAUCACAUUUGUGUCAACAUGGCCGUUAAUGUGAAGUUGUGCUAUCACAGA